This is a messenger RNA of Lytechinus pictus (painted urchin), 3986 nucleotides long. Its product is annotated as BTB/POZ domain-containing protein 19-like. The transcript is spliced from 7 exons. Lineage: Eukaryota; Metazoa; Echinodermata; Echinoidea; Temnopleuroida; Toxopneustidae. Bases 137 to 1012 code for a protein of 291 amino acids. Gene Ontology annotation, molecular function: protein binding. The record is from RefSeq and is a predicted model, not a curated record.
CAUCCCCGAUCGGCGCGUCGCGGCGCGGCCGAAGGUUCCCCGGUUGCUAACGGAAGCUGUCUCAUGGUAACCGAUCGAUCUGCUCCAUGUGUCGACGGCAUCUAUUUUCGCAAUAUUAUUUUGAAGGGAUGUAAAAAUGGGAAGCGAAAUUCUGAUGAAGGGAGAUCCUGUACCCUUCGCCAAGUCGAUGGGACGGUUAAUAAACUGCAAAGAAUUUAGUGAUGUCAAGUUCAUCGUCGGCGAGUCACGACAGCACAUCUUUGCGCACCGCUGCCUCCUUGUGUCGAGAUGUGAAGUCUUCAAGGCGAUGUUUGCAGAGAAGGUCGUGAAAGAGACGAGCACAAACGUGCCUCUAGUGCUGUCUGACGUUGAACCUGAUAUCUUCAUGGUCGUCCUCGAGUUCAUCUACACAAACUGUGCAUCACUCUGUGCGAAGACGGUUGUUGAUGUGCUAGCGUCUAGCAUAGAGUAUGGUCUUGAUGAGCUGAGGAAGCUGUGUAAUGCGUAUCUGAUUAGAAACCUCUCCAUAUCCACUUCCUGUGAAACCAUGCAGGCUGCAGUCACCUACGGCCAAGACGACCUCAAACUCACCACACUGGGUUUUAUUGAGGAGCAUACUCAGGAAGUCUUCAGAACAAAGCAGUUCCAGGAACUCUCGGACCAAGCUCUUGCGGUUAUCCUGCAGAGCAGUCGCCUCUUGAUGGACGAGAUAGACAUCUUAGAAACCAUCAAGGAGUGGGCAUCGGUCAACUCUGCUGUCCAAGGUGUGCCUUUGAUGAAGGUCAUCAACAGUGUCAUCCAGCAUGUCCGGUUCCCGCUCUUCAACGAGACAGAGCUGCAGAAGUUAGAGACUGACAACCAAGCACAGCACAUCGUACCUAUUGCUAUGAUUGCGUUUGCUUGGAAGUUCCAUGCUCUCCACCAAUCGGAUGGCACCAACCCACAAACCAAACUAAGAAGAGGAACAACACACAGAGAUAGCCACAAGGGACUAACACCAUGGGAUCACUGAUGUCAAAUUUGUCCUGGGUGGUGAUUUUUAAAGUUGUUUGUAAGUAAAGCCUGUCUUGCAAUGUGCUAUAGACUGUACUGGAUGUAAUAGAAAUUUCAAUGAGACUGGAUGUAGAGUGUAUUUUGUAUCUGGUCGAACUCCAAAAUGGGCUUCUGAAUUUGAAUAUGAAAAUUGUUCUCAAUUUUCACAUCAGAGAGAAGGAGAGAGGGCUGAUUCAGAUACCAGUCGCAGGCCAGCUGUGAUGUUAUUGCAAUUCUCAACCUUUUUGCCAUUGUCUAGUACUUAGCACUUUGCAACUAAUCUCAAAAUUCCUAUUCAUGCCGCACUUUGGAAUGUAAAUGUUUAAGAAUCUACCUCAUGAAUAUUGUAUAAAGUAUCCAAUCAUAGUUUCUUUUAAAUAUCCAGUUGCAGCCAAUCGCGCAGUGUUAAGCAUGCUUUAUGCAUGACCGAUGACCAUUUCUUGAGUAUGAAAUCAGAUUCUAAAUCAUUUUGAUCCUCAUUAUGCAGAUUGAAAUCCGAUCCUAAAAAAAGAAAAAUUCACAUUGGUAGAAGACUUCUGAAUAGAAAAUUCAAUAGUUUUAGUAUUUUUUUUUGUGGGGGGAGGGAGGGGGGUUCUUUUAGAAAAUACACUCCCAUUAUGUUAAAACAAGUAAAAUGUCUGGAAUCUCAUAAAAAGCAAAAGAAAGUGUUACCACUUUUGCAUAAAGUCAUGCAUAAGUUACUAAAAAUUACAUGAAACAGCCCUCGGGGCCUCAUCUUCCAGUAAAAUGUGAUCGAACCAAUCAGUCUCAAACAAGUCUUCAGUGGCGCAUUUCACGAAAGGACUUGUCAGACGUAUCUGACAUUUACCAUCAAAAAUCAGACACCUCUGCUUCUCAGCCAGUCAAAGUCAAGGAAAGUAGUUUCAGAUCUGACAAAUUGUCAGAUGUUAAAUGUUCAUGAAAAACUCUCCUUAAUGCCAACCUACACAUUUUGACAUUGUAUUUUUUUUUAUAAAACUGGUAUUUUUGGGGUAUUUGUGUAAGCCCACAUCUCUGACAAUAAUUUUGUGAUGCACAGUAGUAAUAUCCCUCAGUAUGGUUCAUGUUCAAUAAUUAUGCUUAGAAUCAAAUCAAAACUUUAUUUUGUCAAUUUCCAUGAACUUAACAAAUACACUUUUAUUUUUUGAAAAAAAAAUUAAACAAGAUAGGACUGCAAGUUAGUUGCCAAAGGUACAUGUUGUAAUCAGCAUAUAUGUAUAUGACGGUUUGUGUCUAUUGUUAGAUAUAUAGAAAUGAAUGAUGUGCCAAUCUCUUUGUUUAAUUGAUACAUGUUUUCCUUGAAAACUAUGCAAUCUGACUGAAAUAUAUUUAUGUGAACUUAAAACAUUUGUAGAUUAGUAAGGCUGAACUAAAUUUCGUAUAGAAUUAUGGCCGUUGAGCUGAAGCCGGGAUAAUAGUAUCCAAGUCCUUUAGAAGUGCACAGAGACGUUAUAAUCAUGUUAUAUGCACUUUACAAGUACUGUAUAUUAUUAUUGUUAUUAUCAAAGGACAAGUCCACCCCAACAAAAAGUUGAUUUGAACAAAUAGAGAAAAAUCCAAGAAGUAUAACAUUGAAAAUUUCAUCAAAAUCGGAUGUAAAAUAGGAAAGUUAUGACAUUUUAAAGUUUAAUAAUACUAAAUAGGUUCAUUAUUAUUGCGAGACAAAUGAAUACCCUCUAGCGAUUUUAAAGUUUUGCUAAAUUUCACAAAACGGUUAUAUGCACAUCCUGGUCGGUAUGCAAAUGAGGAGACUGAUGACAUCAUCCACUCACUAUUUCUUUUGUAUUUCAUUAAAUGAUAUAUGGAAUAUUUUAAUUUUCUCCUCAUUGUAAGGUGAAACAAGUUUUAUUCCUCCAUGAACAUGGGGAAUUACAAGUGUUCUAACAUAUUAUGGUUCAGGAAAACUGGUCCUUAAAUUGUCAAAUCUGUAAAAAUGGAAAUAUUGUAUAAUUCAAAUAAUAAAAAACAAAAGAAAUAAUAAGUGAGGGACAUCAUCGACUCUCAUUUGCGUGUUGCUGAGGUGUGCAUGUAACUGUUAUGUGAAAAAUAAGCGAAACUUUAAAAUGUCGUAACUUUCUUAUUUUACAUCCGAUUUUGAUGAAAUUUUCAACGUUAUUCUUGUUUGAUUUUUCUCUAUUGAUUCAAAUCAACAUUUUUCUGGGAUUUACUUGACCUUUAAAAGAAGUCUGAAUAUUGAUUUGAUACCAACAAUCGCAGUCAAACCUAGAUCCCUGAAUCAAUUGCAAGGAGGUAAAUGAACGAACCUUUGUGUUAAAUGACUUGGGUUAGGAAAUAGAAUGCCCACAGAAUCGGACCAGGAAUAUUGCCUUUUGUGAGGAUUGAAUCCAUUUAUAAUACGUAUUUAUUGCUCAGUUUUCACCAUUGCCAUCUUCUUGUUGAUUUAUUAUAUUUGCAUUUUGAUUUUACACAUUCCCACAGUACACUGAAAUAGUUAUAAUCAAACAAAUUUUUUUGUUUCCUUAUAUAUAUUAGAUCAUCAUGCCUACUUUGAUAAUAUAUGUGCAUAUAAUUUGUGCAGAUUAGAUUUUCGAAAAAUUUUCACUUCUUUUACAUAGUAGUCGACAUUUGACAAUCUAGUUCAGAUAUCAAAAUGAAUUUGAUUGACUUUGGCCUUUUAUGACACUCCAUGACAAUAGUGACAAAUUGAUCAAAACUAUAGCAUAAAUGCGAAAGAAAUAUGCAUGUAUAAAGUAUUUUAUAUUAGCUUGGCACACUGGUGCUGAUGGAAAAAUGCACCAUUACAUUUUCUAUGAAUUUGUAUUCAAAUUUUUAUAUUUGUACAAAUACAACCCACCCCUCUGAAUAUGCUAAAGAUUUUUAUGUAUGUACUUUUUACACCUUGAAAAAAAAAUGUUUUGCAGUGAUAUAUUUAAUGUGAUUGUAUUUAUACAAAUCUUGAACUAUGCAAUUCUUAAUAAAAAGAAGUAUUGAUG